UCGACACUAAGUUCCGCCUUAAAAAUUACUCCGCCUAGAGUUUCAUUCCAGCCGCGGCUGUGCUGCGUUACAAGGCUCGGGUCUCUUACCUUGCCAUGGCCAGCAGCAGCAGCCGCUUGACUGAGGCUCCCCAGGAUCAGCAUGUUUCCGUUGGCUGGGAUGUCUCUGCUGGCAGGCCCCGUGUCUCGGUCGCCUGUUCCUGGGAGUGUCGGAGCGACCUGGCGGGAGUUCUCUGCGUCGUCCAGGCGAGGCAAUUCGAUGCGGGGGAGCUUUCGGAACCAGCCCCGAGCGGUCAGAAUGUUGUCGUUCUUGAAGGACAAAUAAAUGAUGACGGUGUAGUUCCCUGUUUACUCUACUUGCACUGUGAUCCAUGUGGAUCUGAAGAAAUUGUCAGCCUAAGUAUUAUAAGUGAAGCAAGGAACAUGGAAGUCUACUUAGGUGAUGAAUAUUAUGCAACUGGAAGGGGAGAGAAAACGUUUACUGUCAAACAUGGCAGAAAAGAUGACCAGGUUUCACUAUACAAAAAGUAUCUUACACUGGAGUGCUCUACAGUUUCUUGUAAGAUUAAGCUAUUAUCCAUCAGUGAAAAACAAAAAGUGCUCAUCAAUAAAAUCAUAGUACAAGUCCAGUCAGCCUGUGCAAAGACUGUGCCAAGUGUUACAUUAGGAUCAGGAAUAGAUCUAGAUAAAGUACAAUCUAUAAUGGAAUCAAUGGGAUCCAAAUUAUCACCUGGGGCACAACAACUCCUAGAUAUGGUUCGUUUUCAACAGAAGAAUGGAAUUUCUUUUGGAGGCAAGUUACAAACCAUCUUAGGAGGGAAUGGAUUUGUCUAUGGAAAAAAUCAUCCCAUCGAUGGAUUGAAAAAGGCAUCUGAUUUAGAUCACUUGUCCAAUGGACCUUCUCUUUUAAAAGCUAAUUUGACAGCUAAAACAGUUACAGAGGAUUUAAAUGCACACUCCAAGAUCACCAAACAGGUUCUUACUACAAGUAACAUUUUUGAGCUUCCUGGACUUCAGCCUUGCACUGUACCUUCUCAAAGUGACUAUAAAGGGUUUAUGGCAUCGUUUUUUCAAGAACAAGGAAAUGAAAAUUCAAAUACGCCAAAUUCCACAUUGCUGCUUCCACUUCUUCAAACAGUAUGUGGCCAAGGAGAUUGUCUAUCCAUAGGUGAAAAGGAUAAAUGUGAAAAAAAUUCUACUUCUCAGAAAGAUGGAAUUCAAAGUGUUGGUUUAGAACAGCAGCAUAUUUGUCUAUAUUUGGAAAAGUUCAUGUCCAAAAAGAUGGAGCAGACAGAAAAGAGAUUAAUGGACUAUAUUGACCUACGUAUGCAAAAACUUCAGGAACAUGUUGAUAAUAAACUUGCUGCAGUAAUACAUUUGGUUAAUAAUUUGCAUAUUGGUUCUCAAGAAUGUCCUUUGAAAGAAGAAAACACAGAUGGGAAGAGGUAGGAAAUCCUUAUAAAAAUCAAAGACCUCAAUAUGUUUUAUAAGGACAGGUCUGUAUUUUACAAACUUGUUACUUAUAAGCUUGUAAACAUUUACACCUCAAACUUUGUACUUUUUCUGUAAUUUUGCAAGUAUUAUAUGCUAAAGUUAAUUGUUAUACAUCUGUAAUGUGUAAAAUAAGUAUUUUUUACAUUUCAGAGUAUUUUCUAUAUCUGCUUAUGGCCUAUUUAUUCAUAACUAUUUAAAAAUUAGUUUUGGGCAUGAUAAGUUACUAAAUUAUUUUGAACCAUUCUAAAUAAAGUGCUUUGCAGCUCUAUCAACAUUUAAUAAGAUUUUUUUCUAGUUUAAUGUAGGGUAAUAUCAUAAAAUAAUUAAAUAAUAUCCAUUAAUUUUGAGUUUUAAAUUAAUGUUAAGUCUUAAAAAAAGCAGAUUAAUUAAGAGAAGGCGUCUGUAUUUCAUUGACACAUGCAAUAUGUAUCUGGUCUUGUUAUUCAUGUAGAACUUCAAGUUAUUUCAAUAUAUGUUUUCUCUGAUCUUAUUUUGUAUAUAUUCAUCUGUAUUUGACAAAGGCUCUUGAGUAAAUAUGACUCAUAUGAUGAAUUUUGGCAGUAGAGCAGCAGAAUCCAAUGAUUUGACAUCAAAAAACUGUUUUUUCCUCAAUGAGUUAUUCAUGUAUAUUUCUCUUUCAGUAGUUUGCUUGAAUGUUUGUGUAUUAAUAUAUAAGCAAACAAGGUUAAAGGUUUGUCUAAAAAUAAGUUUAACAUAAAGGAGUUCAUGGAAGGAAUAUUCCUGGCCGUUUUCUACCUUACAGCCAUUUUUGUCUCCUGAAAAAUUCUCCAGAAAAAAAA
Molecule: messenger RNA, 2293 nt
Organism: Crotalus tigris (Tiger rattlesnake)
Lineage: Eukaryota; Metazoa; Chordata; Lepidosauria; Squamata; Viperidae
Gene: CUNH10orf88
Product: chromosome unknown C10orf88 homolog
Exons: 6
Coding region: 96-1448 (450 amino acids)
Source: RefSeq, a predicted model, not a curated record